Messenger RNA from Oryctolagus cuniculus (rabbit), 869 nucleotides. Lineage: Eukaryota; Metazoa; Chordata; Mammalia; Lagomorpha; Leporidae. The record is from RefSeq and is a predicted model, not a curated record.
ACGGCCUGGAGGGAGGUUGUUCUGAAUCAUCUCAGCGCCCUACCUGACUUAACCAGUGCUUGCCCAGGCGCUACCUGCGACCUGGGAGUGCUCCUUCGUGCUCGAAGUGCGCAGACACAUCGGGUCGCACUUUGUGCUUUUGUGCAGAGUUCUAUGGUCUUCCAGAAGUGACCUGAGGAGCAAGGAAGCAUGGAUAUUGUGGAUGCAAAAACCACGUUCGAGGUGAGACCAGUGCAAGAUGAAUCACUAACUCUGUGGAGGGCAUCAUACAAGUGUACUUCACAAGCUUCGUGGAGAAAUGGAAUUAAAAUUUUGGAGUUGGUGAUGUUCAGCGACGUCGCUAUCGAGUUCUCCGAGGAGGAGUGGGAGUGCCUGGGUCCUGCUCAGAGAGACCUGUACCGAGACGUGAUGCUGGAGAACUACGGCAACUUCGUAUCACUGGUGCAUCAUAUCAGGAGAUAAAUGAUGUCCACAUGUCUUGUUACUGGUGAUGCUAACUUUGAUCUGUUUGUUAAAGUGGCGUCCUCUAGGUUCUGCAUUGUAAAGCCACUACUUUUACUUUUGCAAACAGUAAGUAGCUUGUUGUGAAGUACUUUGAAACUCUACAAAUAUUCUCUUUCUUGUGAUACUUUCCUCACUUAUUUUAGUUUUCAUUGAUGAUUCCUGCAUGCAAUAAUCAUUUACGCUGGUGUUUGCCAAAUGGUGAUUUUCUGUUUCCAUCAUCCUUCUGAGGAAACUGAAUUUGCUUUAGGUUAAACCAGCUCUAAAUCACAAUAGGUUUUGGUUUCUGUAUUUUUAAUAUCCUAUUUCUUUGAGCAGGACUUGCCAUUUCUAAGCCAUCAGUGAUUUCCCUGUUGGAACAAGGGAAA